Messenger RNA from Aspergillus mulundensis, 1653 nucleotides. RefSeq names its product putative proline permease. The record is from RefSeq and is a predicted model, not a curated record. Gene Ontology annotation, biological process: amino acid transmembrane transport. Gene Ontology annotation, cellular component: membrane. Gene Ontology annotation, molecular function: amino acid transmembrane transporter activity. The coding region runs from base 1 to 1653 and encodes 550 amino acids. The transcript is spliced from 2 exons. NCBI's taxonomy places the organism in Eukaryota, Fungi, Ascomycota, Eurotiomycetes, Eurotiales, Aspergillaceae.
AUGGACGGCAUUAUGGAGAAAAAGACACCCUCGGUUGAUGACGCCCCUAUCACCACUGCCGAGGGCACCAUGGCCCCUCACGGCACGACUAAGCGCGGCCUGUCUUCUCGUCAUUUACAGCUCAUGGCAAUUGGAGGGGCAAUUGGAACGGGUCUCUUCGUUGGUAUUGGAGAAUACCUGCGCGACUGUGGGCCACUUUCUGUCGUUCUGGGGUACCUGUUCUAUGGACUACUGUUCAUCUGGCCGUGCUAUCUAUGCGUGGGGGAGAUGUGCACAUAUCUGCCCAUUCGAGGCUCAAUAUUCGAACUGGCCGGUCGAUACGUUGAUCCUGCUUUUGCAUUUGCCAUGGGCUGGGUGUACUUUUACGCCUGCGUGAUGUUAGUCUGCGUCGAAUACUCGGCCGUCGCAACGGUCAUACAAUACUGGAACACCGACGUCAACCCAGCCGUCUGGAUCGCCAUGGCCAUGGUCGUCUGCAUCAUCCUCAAUGUCGUCGCAGUCGAAUGGUACGGUGAAAGCGAGUUCAUCAUGUCCUCCACCAAAGUCCUCCUCCUGAUCGGCCUCGUUUUCCUCACCUUCAUCACCAUGGUCGGCGGCAACCCCAAGCACGACGUCUACGGCUUCCGUAACUGGACGGACGGCGUGAUGUUCGAGUACUAUACUACCGGCAACACGGGUCGCUUCCUUGGCCUGUUCAAAGUGAUGGUCUAUGCCGCGUUCUCCCUACCUGGCCCUGAUAUGCCCGCCCUUGCCGCCGGAGAAAUCCAGAACCCUCGCUACACCAUCCCGCGCGUAGUCAAGAUGACGUUCUGGCGUAUCGUCGGCUUCUACAUCAUUGGAACCAUCGCCGUCAGCACCAUCUGCAACCCCAAAGACCCCCGUCUCAUCGGCGCCCUUACUGACGGCUCCGCGGGAUCCGCUGCCUCGCCAUGGGUCAUCGGAAUCGAGAACCUGAACAUCCGCGGCCUACCAGACCUCAUCAACGCCCUGAUCAUGCUCUCCGGCUGGUCCUGCGGCAACGCCUACGUCUACGUCUCCAGCCGCACACUCUACUCCCUCGCAAAAGACAACCAGGCCCCGCGCUUCCUACUCAAAUGCACAAAGUCCGGCGUGCCAAUCUACUGCGUCCUCGUCGUAUCCCUAAUCACCUGCGUCACCUUCCUAGCAUCCACAAACUCCACCGUCACCGUGUUCAACUGGUUCAUCGACCUAACCACCUCCGGCCUCAUCGUAACAUACACCUGCAUGGUCGCCGUCUUCCUCUUCUGGUACCGCGCCCUCCGCGCCCAGGGCAUCGACCGAAUGACGUACCUCCACUGGACCGCGCCGCUAAUGCCCUACUGGGCAAUCCUGGCCUUCGUCAUCGGAUGCGCGGUGACGAUCUUCAACGGCUUCACUGUGUUCUCGCCCUGGAGCACGCAGGGUUUCAUCACGAGCUACUUCGCCAUUGGGUUCUUCAUCGUCAUGUUUGCGUUCUGGAAGGUCUGGCAUCGCACGAGUUUUGUCAAGCCCGCAGAGGCGGAUAUUGUUUCUGGCAAGGCGGAAGUUGACGCUGAGUGUAGGGUUUGGGAGGAUGGGGGUGUUGAGGAGCGGAGGAGGGCGGAGUUGGCUCAGAUGCAUUGGGCUAGGAGGUGGUGGGAGAAGAUGUGGUGA